Molecule: messenger RNA, 1377 nt
Organism: Sorex fumeus (smoky shrew)
Lineage: Eukaryota; Metazoa; Chordata; Mammalia; Eulipotyphla; Soricidae
Product: putative PRAME family member 26
Exons: 4
Coding region: 1-1377 (458 amino acids)
Biological process (GO): negative regulation of apoptotic process; negative regulation of DNA-templated transcription; positive regulation of cell population proliferation
Cellular component (GO): cytoplasm
Source: RefSeq, a predicted model, not a curated record
AUGUCUGAAUUGGUUUCCCUUAGUGGAAGAACAAGGGCGAUGAACUCAUUACAAGUCCGUCUUGUUGACCUGGCGAGGUGGACGCUGCUGAAGCACCAAGACUUGGCCAUCGCCUCUCUGGAAACCCUUCCCUCAGAGCUCUUCCCACAACUCUUCCUGGACGCCUUCCAUUUCAGAUGUACAGAGACGCUGAGGGCCAUGGGAAGGUGCAAGCUGCAGGUGCUGGAUUUCCGUCCUAUUGGUGAUCAAUUCUGGUAUCAAUGGUGUGGUACCCCUGUUAGAUGGAGCUCAAAGGGGAAGGCACCACGUCCUGUAGAAAGUUCCAGAGAAGGACACACCUCUGCUCGCUUGGAGGUGUUAAUAGAUCUUACAGUCUCCAUAGGUCCCCUCCCUAAAUUAACAGCCUAUAUCCUUAACUGGGUGAAGGAGAGAAAAGAUGUUCAUCUGUGCUGUAGAAAGAUGAUGUUUUUGCAUAUGCCCAUCUUCGACAUCUGCCUGAGCACCAUUGAACUGAGCUGUGUCCAAGAAGUAGAAGUAAAUUUAUACUGGAGAAUAUUUACCGUGGAAUUGUUUACUCCUAUACUGGACCGGAUGAAGAACCUGCAGAGAUUAAUUUUACAUCAUGAGGUACCUCACCACAUCUGGCAUGAGAUGCUGAAGGGUGAAAGGUUCUUUGUGGUCCUGUUUUCGAAUCAGUUCCUCCGGCUGCACCACCUUCGGGAACUCUAUAUGGACUCAGCCCCCUUCCUCAAAGGACAUCUGGACCAGGUGCUCAGGUGCCUGAGGACCCCUUUGGAGACCUUGUCCCUCACAGAGUGUCCACUUCUAGAGCAAGACUUGAUCCAUCUGGGCCAGUGCCCCAACCUCAGCCAGCUGAAGGAGUUGAGUCUGAGAGGCACUUCCUUGAGCCUGGUGAGGGAGCCCCUGCGCGUGCUGCUGGAGAACUGUGUGUCCACCCUGCAGGACCUGGACUUAGAGAUGUGUGGGCUCCAGGACUCUCACCUGGAGGUCAUCCUGCCUGUGCUGAAACUCUGCUCUCAACUCAGGAUCCUGAAACUCUUUGGGAACCGCGUGUCCAAGGCCGUCCUGGUCCAGAUGCUGUGCCACCUGGCCGGGCUGCCCCACUUAACGCUGGAGGUCUAUCCGGCCCCGCAGGAGAGCUACAGGGAUCAGAACAGGCUCCACCAAAGGACCUUUGAUCUGCUUUGCACAGAGCUGAGGGGGGUUUUCAGGGACCUUGGAAAGCCCAGGGUGAUCUUGGUGAGCACUGAGCCCUGUUCUUUCCAUGGAAAGACUAUUCUUCACAACUGUGAGCCCAGGAUGUCCUCUUACCCCUGCUGCCAUUAUCAGACUCAAAAGAUUUCAUUUCUGAAUUGA